AUGGGGUACUCAAGAUAUUUCUUGAUUUCCAUUCUUUUUCUUUCUGUGGUGCUCAAUACUGUGGCCAAUGGGCGGCCUCUGGUCCCUGCAUUGUUCAUAUUUGGGGACUCUGUAGUUGAUGUUGGCAACAAUAACCAACUAUUAACAGUUGUUAAAGCAAACUUUCCUCCUUAUGGAAGAGACUUUGAGAAUCACAAACCAACAGGAAGGUUCAGCAAUGGAAAGCUUGCAAUAGACUUCAUAGCUGAGACCAUUGGAUUUACCUCUUCCCCACCAGCUUACCUCAAUUUAUACAUCAAAGGAAAUAACCUCCUGAGUGGUGCCAAUUUUGCUUCAGCUGGUUCUGGUUUAUUUUAUCUUACAGGGGGUGUAAUUUCAUUGAACCACCAGCUGGAGUACUACAAGGACUACCAAAAGGAAUUGGUGAACAUAGCGGGUCCAAAUGCAUCAUCAAUUAUAUCUGGUGCUCUCUAUCUUAUUUCUUCUGGGAUCAACGAUUUUCUACAUAAUUAUUAUAUAAAUCCUCUGCUUUUAAAGCGUUACACACCCGAUCAAUUCUCAGACAUUCUUAUUAGAUGUUGUUCUAAUUUCAUUCAGAAUAUCUAUGCACUGGGAGCAAGAAAGAUUGGUAUUACAACAAUACCUCCAAUGGGUUGUAUGCCUGAACCCAUCACUAUCUUUGGCCUUCACAGCAACGAAUGUGUGCCCUGGCUAAACUAUGUUGCUCUUAACUUCAAUCAAAAGCUCAACGCCAUAUCUCAGGACUUGAAACAAAUGCUUCCUGGCAUCAACUUGGUGAUCCUUGAUAACUACCAACCUUUAUAUGACCUUGUCACCAAGCCUUUGGAUUAUGGAAUCUUUGAAGCAAGGAAAGGUUGUUGUGCUACUGGGUUGGUAGAGACUUCUAUACUGUGCAAUCAAAAGUCCAUAGGAACAUGUGCUAAUGCGUCUGAAUAUGUAUUUUGGGAUGGUUUUCAUACCACACAGGCUGCAAACAAGAUUGUGGCGGAUCAAUUGGUUCCUGCUGUCUUAUCCCUUAUAUCCUAAUCAAACACUUAUCGGUUCGUACUAUGAAUUUCCUAGACUUGGGAGUGUGUUUGCCCUAUCCGUGUACAACCAAACAAUGUGAACCAUUAUUGUUCAAACAGGCUGGGUAUCCCGUAGGGGUAUGCAAUACAACUGUGUAUCAAAAUUCGGGUGUUUGUUUACCACGUCUCCUAAGACACGUGUAACUUACAAAGCAACAUGUGUCUUGUGUCCGGAAAAACAUGUGUGUUGCGGAUGAAACGUGUAUUCAAACACGCGAUUUUGUAUGAACUUAGUUUAUAUAAAAUUCUAAUGAAGCUGCGUGUUCAAUCACAAAUCUCAAUGUGAAAUGAAGUUGAUGGAUAAGGCCCAAGAUAUGACAAAACUAAAUCAGAUAUAUGGGGAAACUAUACCCAUAGAAUCAGCUGCUUGAGCGUGUUCAACUCAAUACUAUGC
This is a messenger RNA of Lotus japonicus, 1482 nucleotides long. Its product is annotated as GDSL esterase/lipase At5g22810-like. The record is from RefSeq and is a predicted model, not a curated record. The coding region runs from base 1 to 1047 and encodes 348 amino acids. Lineage: Eukaryota; Viridiplantae; Streptophyta; Magnoliopsida; Fabales; Fabaceae. The transcript is spliced from 5 exons. Gene Ontology annotation, molecular function: hydrolase activity, acting on ester bonds.